AAACAUUCGUUAUGGACACCGUUAGGCGAGACAUCCAGGACAGGCAGCUCUGUUAACAGAGUAACCAUUUCAGCCAGAAGAAGUGACAUGUUUUUAGCAGUGUGCUUUAUGUUACUGUCUAACGUUGACUCCUCACCCAGGACUUUCAAGCACGUUGCUCCGAGAGUUGCGAGUAAAUUUUUUCUGAGGAUGAACACGAAGGUGGACGUAGUGCCAUAUACUGCCAUAUUCGCUUACGCCAGUGGAUUUCGACUCAACUGGGACAUUCGCCCCACUCCUUCAAGUUCUUUGUUUUACGUGUGGCAGCGGUCACAUGUUCACGAUUCCAUAUCCACAGUUUUAGAAAGAGCAGAGGAAAAUACAACAUGUCCAGCGGAACAUACUUGUCCGAUAUCGCUCCUCUCUCUCGCAUACCUGGUCUAUGGCAAGGAUCACCUGGUAGAAGAUUAUAAUAUAAUUACAUAAAUGCUCUGAUUCGUUUCACAUUGAAGAUCUGUUACAACAUUAAAAUAUAUUAAUAAUUACAAAGGACAUUAAUUGUAAAACAUGACUUUCCAACUAUCCAAUUAAAAAAACAAAACAGGAUAUGCC
Messenger RNA from Nezara viridula (southern green stink bug), 591 nucleotides. Lineage: Eukaryota; Metazoa; Arthropoda; Insecta; Hemiptera; Pentatomidae. The record is from the annotation of a GenBank genome assembly.